Messenger RNA from Ahaetulla prasina, 5554 nucleotides. RefSeq names its product twisted gastrulation BMP signaling modulator 1 (gene TWSG1). Gene Ontology annotation, biological process: regulation of BMP signaling pathway. Bases 193 to 858 code for a protein of 221 amino acids. The record is from RefSeq and is a predicted model, not a curated record. The transcript has 5 exons. Lineage: Eukaryota; Metazoa; Chordata; Lepidosauria; Squamata; Colubridae.
AACACGUGGACAGCACAAUCCAGCAACAGGUCGGGCGGAGGCGCAACUCCUCAGGGUCACAAGUAGAGAAGCCCUUCACGUCCACUGGGGAGAAGCGAAGCCCUUUUCUUCCGCGGGAACUAUCCUGGGUAAAAGUCACCCCGCUGAGCCCAAAGUUGGAACAUUUUUUGAAAUCUCCCUCCUGAAUGAAAGAUGAGGUUGUGGUACUUCCCAGGUUUCCUCAUAAUCAGUUUGCUGUACUUCUGGAUCCCAUCAUCCAUGUGCUGCAACAAAGCUCUCUGUGCUAGUGAUGUCAGCAAAUGCCUAAUACAGGAGCUGUGUCAAUGCCGACCUGGUGAAGGAAACUGUUCUUGCUGUAAGGAGUGCAUGCUUUGUCUAGGCACACUUUGGGAUGAAUGCUGUGACUGUGUUGGUAUGUGUAACCCUCGGAAUUAUAGUGACACACCUCCCACUUCGAAAAGUACUGUGGAGGAGCUGCAUGAGCCGAUCGCUUCCCUUUUCCGAGCACUUACAGAAGGCGACACUAACCUGAGCUGGAAAAUUGUGUCCUUUCCCGUUGCAGAGGAACUCUCGCCUCAUGAGAAUUUAGUCUCGGUUUUAGAAACAGUGAACCAUCCCCAUCAUCACAAUGUUUCUGUUUCAAACAACGUUCAUCCUCCAUAUUCUAGUGAAAAAGAACGCAUAUGUACUGUGGUUUACUUCGAUGACUGCCUGUCAAUAUACCAAUGCAAGAUCUCUUGUGACUCUAUGGGUGCCUCCAAAUACCGAUGGUUUCACAAUGCCUGCUGUGAAUGUAUUGGACCUGAUUGUGUCGACUACGGGAGUAAAAUUGUAAGAUGCUCAAAUUGUAUGUUCUGAAAUUAAACCAUUCAAUUUUAAUAUGGCACAAAGAAUGUGUGUGUGGGAGGGAGGGAAGGAGGGAGGUACAGUGGGGCAAAAAAGUAUUUAGUCAGCCACCAGUUGUGCAAGUUCUCCCACUGAAAAAGAUGAGAGAGGCCUGUAAUUGUUAUCAUAGGUAUACCUCAACUAGGAGAGACAACAUGAGAAAACACAUCCAGAAAAUCACAUUGUCUGAUUUGUAACAAAUUUAUUUGCAAAUUAUGGUGGAAAAUAAGUAUUUGGUCAAUAUCAAAAGUUCAUCUCAAUACUUUGUUAUAUAUCCUUUGUUGCAAUGACAGAGGUCAAACGUUUUCUGUACGUCUUCACAAGGUUUUCACACACUGUUGCUGGUAUGUUGGCCCAUUCCUCCAUGCAGAUCUCCUCGAGAGCAGUGAUGUUUUGGGGCUGUCGCUGGACAACACGGACUUUCAACUCCCUCCAAAGGUUUUCUGUGGGGUUGAGAUCUGGUGACUGGCUAGGCCACUCCAGGACCUUAAAAUGCUUCUUACGGAGCCACUCCUUCGUUGCCCGGGCAGUGUGUUUAGGAUCAUUGUCAUGCUGAAAGACCCAGCCACAUUUCAUAUUCAAUGCCCUUGCUGAUGGAAGGAGGUUUGCACUCAAAAUCUCACGAUACAUGGCCCCAUUCAUUCUUUCCUUUACACGGAUCAGUCGUCCUGGUCCCUUUGCAGAGAAACAGCCCCACAGCAUGAUGUUGCCACUCCCAUGCUUCACAGUAGGUAUGGUGUUCUUUGGAUGCAACUCAGCAUUCUCUCUCCUCCAAACACGAGUUGAGUUUCUACUAAACAGUUCUACUUUGGUUUCAUCUGACCAUAUGACAUUCUCCCAAUCCUCUUCUGGAUCAUCCAAAUGCUCUCUAGCAAACUUCAGACGGGCCCGGAUAUGUACUGGCUUAAGCAGGGGGACACGUCUGGCACUGCAGGAUCUGAGUCCCUGGCGGUGUAGUGUGUUACUGAUGGUAGCCUUUGUUACGUUGGUCCCAGCUCUCUGCAGGUCAUUCACUAGGCCCCCCUGUGUGGCUCUGGGAUAUUUGCUCACCGUUCUUGUGAUCAUUUUGAUCCCACGGGGUGAGAUCUUGCAUGGAGCCCCAGAUUGAGGGAGAUUAUCAGUAGUCUUGUAUGUCUUCCAUUUUCUAAUUAUUCCUCCCACAGUUGAUUUCUUCACACCAAGCUGCUUGCCUAUUGCAGAUUCAGUCUUCCCAGCCUGGUGCAGGUCUACAAUUUUGUUUCUGGUGUCCUUCGACAGCUCUUUGGUCUUCACCAUAGUGGAGUUUGGAGUAUGACUGUUUGAGGUUGUGGACAGGUGUCUUUUAUACUGAUAACAAGUUCAAACAGGUACCAUUAAUACAGGUAAUGAGUGGAGAACAGAGGAGCCUCUUAAAGUAGAAGUUACAGGUCUGUGAGAGCCAGAAAUCUUGCUUGUUUGUUGGUGACCAAAUACUUAUUUUCCACCAUAAUUUGCAAAUAAAUUCGUUACAAAUCAGACAAUGUGAUUUUCUGGAUGUGUUUUCUCAUGUUGUCUCUCUUGGUUGAGGUAUACCUAUGAUGACAAUUACAGGCCUCUCAUCUUUUUCAGUGGGAGAACUUGCACAAUUGGUGGCUGACUAAAUACUUUUUUGCCCCACUGUAUUCUUUGCAUAUACAGGUAGUCCUUGACUUACAACAGUUCAUUUAAUGACCGUUCAAACUUGCAACAGCACUGAAAAAAGUGACUUACAACUGUUUUUCAGACUUACAACCUUUGCAGUAUUCCCAUGAUCAUGUGAUCACUUUUUGCGACCUACUAACAAGCAAAGUCAAUGGGGAAGUCAGAUUCACUUAACAACCAUGUUACAAACUUAACUGCAGUGAUUCACUUAACAACUGUGGCAAAAAUUGUAAAUUGGGACAAAACUCACUUAACAAUUGUCUCCCUUAGCAACAGAAAUUUUGGGCUGAAUUGUGGUCAUAAGUCGAGAACUACCUGUAUUACUUUGGACAGUACAACUGCAGCACAGUUGAAAGGACCAAGACAUGUAUAUUAUUUUAAAUAUGUAAUUUUACACUUUAAAUCAUUGGAACAAUUAAUUAGUAAAUGUUUAGAUUUGGUUUUGAUUGGGCAAUGUAUGAAGUUUCGUAAAUUGAAUUUUAUUUCAGGCUAUUGAUUAAUCUGCAUGUAUGACCUUAAGUGAUCAUGAAGGUUUACCAGAAUCAUAAUUUGGAGUUCUGAAUGAAGCACUGUUAUAUUUUUUGAGCUUUUCAUGGGUGCCAGUUGUGGAUUGUGAAUUGCUUUUAUAGAUCAUGCAGAUUACAUGUUUACCCCAGCAAGAGCUAUUUGUUUUUAAGAAAGAAAAGAAUUUAGAUUGCUUUUUUGUUUUAAGAAUUUACCCUCCUUAUGAAUAGCCCCUUAUAAAAAAAAAUGACAUACUUAAUCAUGUCCUUUUCAUUGCACGCUUCUUGUCUUUGCUUCCCCAACUCUUGACCUCAGCUAGUUUGUUUUGAACAAAAUGGAAGGAGUUUUAGAUAUUAAAUUAUAAAUCAUAGUAAUUCAGUAAAACAAUAUGGGGUUUAGAUUAAAUAGAAAAUUAUUUUUAAAAUUAUAGCCAAUGCUAUCUACUAAAAUUUAUAUACUUGCUUGCCCAUUUUCCUAUUUCCAAUUUUAGAUUCUCAUAAUGCACUAUUUAAAUGUUAGUGUUAACAAACUGCCUAAUUUAUUACUGUCAUUUGCUGUUUAUGGAAACUACUUUUAUAUGAAAAUAUGUCUAGAAACCGAUACUUUUAUGAUUUUUAUAAGUAAUUGCAUCCAGGUUGGGAUUGUAAAAAAUAUGGUUACUGUUCUCAAAGAUUAGAGCAGGAUUUCUCAAACGUUUUCAAGUGGAACCUAUUAAAGAGAAAAAAAUCCUAGAAUCCCUGAUCAAAACACAAAGUUUAGGGAUAAAAAAUUGGCUGUGUUCAAGUAUCCACAGAAUCUGGUGGGUUUUUUUUUCUAUAGAACAUAUUUAAAAUAAAUCUGGAGGAGAGAAAUAGUCAGUUGUUAAAUAGGGUCCUGCAAUGCCUCUUCCCAUCUCCAUCAAAUGGUGAAGAUUUAAUCAAAGUUGUUUCUACUGCUAUGCAUUUAUCAAGUGAGAUAACAUCACACAGCAUCACAUGGAACAGUUGUUUUCUGGGCAUUCGAUUUAUGACCAUAAUGGAGCCUGGAAUUUCUGUCUUAAGUCAAGGCAGCAUACAUGAGGACUCAGUCUCAUGUAUGUUUUUUUGCGGUGAUCAUUAAAGUGAAUGCUGUGAUCAUUAAGUAAACACUGCAGUUGUUAAGCAACUCCAUGUAUUCCUAUGGGCUUUUUUUGCCAGAUUCUGGCUGAAGGGGCCAGAACAUUGUAAAUAGUGUAAAUCAUGGUCAUGUGACUGCGAAAUGCUGCAACCAGCUAGCUGUAAAGGUGAUCCAGUUAUCAAAGCACCUGAAAUGUAGUCAUGUGACAGCAGGAAUGUACAGUCAUCAGAAUUCCACAAUUAACUUUUGGAUGGAAGUUUUGUCUUCAAACAAUUGCUUGGUACAGUUAGGACAAAACAGGAUUUACCUGUAUUGUAUAUUUUUAAAUGUGAGCUACAGGUAAAUCUUGAUAUAUUUUAUCUAAUUUAAGACAGUCUGAGUGGUAAAUCUCAAUACUUUUCAUUCAGAACUAGUAUACAGUUGUAACACUGGAUUUCCAUGGAGAAAAGAUAACUGCUUAAAGAAAGAAUCUGUAUAUAAAAUAUUUCUCCUUCCUUAUUCCAGUUCAGAUGGUCUUACAUCUUUGCUGGCUGGGGAAUUCUAGGAGUUGAAGUUCAUACAUCUGAAACUUGCCAAGAUUGAGAAACAAUGUUGUAGACAAUGAUUCCAUUGUAUUAUUUUUAAUUUCUCCAAACAUUCAGGGCAACCAAUUAAAUGUUGUUGGCUGUGUCUUAAUGAAUUAUAGCAAGAGAUGAUAAAAUCAGCACUGCAAGUACUUCCAAAUUUGGAAGGGGUGGGUGGAGUUUAGUCUGCUCAAUUACAACUCCCUUAAUACACAGAGGACAAUAUUCAGCAGCUUCCCCCACUCCAUGUAGAAUUCUUUGAUUUUAUAAUGUGGUAUUUACAAGGUAUAUCUUACGGUCUUACUUUCCUGGUGGAAACAGUAACAGUCCUAUAGGUAAUUUAACUUGAUUCUAUCAAUAACAGAAAAUUAUACCUUAAAAUGGAGGACUGGUAUAACAAGUUAUGCAACCCAGUAGCAUUUAGUCAAUUGGCAAUGUAUUGCAAUAGAAAGUCUGUUCUAUAAAAUGGCAAAGAAAAUUGUUCAAUGUAAUAGUCUUCGAGUAAAAAAAAUCUCUAUAUAAUUUUGAAUGCUCAGCCUGUAAAAUGCAUAAUUCUGAUGAUUAUUUUCUCAUUCUGUUAGGGUGGAUUUAUGAGAUUAUUGUAAUAGUUUAAAAAGUAUUGCAUGAAAUAAUUGAAUUUGGAAUGGCUCUUUGUUGUUUAUUGUAGAAAUUCUUCAACCUUUAAAUAUAUAUUAGAAAGAGUGGCGCUGUUAAUCUACAGUGUAAUUCAUAAUACAAUUAAAAUCAUCUUCCAGAUGUAUACGCAAUUAUAGUAAUAAUUUACAACACAAGUAUUUCCUUACUUUUUAUAUUGUCCAAGAAUGUUUUAAUAAACAACUCCUUGUUUA